AUGCCAGUCACUGAUAAAUACGAGGUGAAUUAUGGAACUUGGGCAAUUGCAACAGCAGCAUUUCCUGGAUUAUUUACAGCAUUAGAAUAUUUUGAUCCUAAUAAUGGGAAACAUUUCACUAGACCAAAUGGUGGUAUUUUAAGAGUAACUACAAUUAUGGGAUUUAUUGGUGGUUUUAUAAUUGUUUAUAAUCAUUCAACCAAAAGAUUUUGGGGUGUUAGUGAAAAUUCAAGAGAAGUUAAAUUAGAUAGAUAUGAAAUUAAAUCAAAAUUAAGUAAAGGAGAAUUCCCAUAUGGUACAUCAACUUUAACACCAAAUUUACAAGAUGUUGCAGCAAGAAAUUCUAAAAAUUCACAAUUAUUUUUAGGUAUUAUUCCAUGGUUUAAUUUAGUUAGUCAUCCUCAUCAUGAUGUUGAUUUAAAGAAAUAUUAUGAAGUCAGACCUGGUGAAGAAGAAUGGGGGUUUAAAUUACCUGAACAUGAAGAAUUGAAGAGAUUAUCAUCAACUGCCAAUUGGAGUGGUGUUUGA
Hansenula ciferrii is the source of this 528-nucleotide messenger RNA. RefSeq names its product NADH-ubiquinone oxidoreductase 21 kDa subunit. The coding region runs from base 1 to 528 and encodes 175 amino acids. Lineage: Eukaryota; Fungi; Ascomycota; Saccharomycetes; Phaffomycetales; Wickerhamomycetaceae. The transcript has 2 exons. The record is from RefSeq and is a predicted model, not a curated record.